Molecule: messenger RNA, 1359 nt
Organism: Penicillium atrosanguineum
Lineage: Eukaryota; Fungi; Ascomycota; Eurotiomycetes; Eurotiales; Aspergillaceae
Product: Dor1-like family protein
Exons: 1
Coding region: 1-1359 (452 amino acids)
Biological process (GO): cytoplasm to vacuole targeting by the Cvt pathway; intra-Golgi vesicle-mediated transport
Cellular component (GO): COG complex
Source: RefSeq, a predicted model, not a curated record
AUGGCCGACUCGCUGUUGGAGCUGUUGGCUCCGCACUUGGAUACACCCCAGACUCGGGAUGCUACGACUGCACAGUAUCUCAAUCGCUUGUCGACCCUGUCUCUGCAGUCCCUCCAGGACACCGAACCCCAGUCCCUCGCACAAUCCUCCCACUCGACUCUCCUUUCUCUCCAGGCCUUGUCCAACCGCUCACAUCGCACCUUCAUUACAUCCGCCGAUAAUUUGACCACGCUAUGCACCUCUAUCCCACAAUUAACUCGCGAGGCCCAACAAUUGCGCGAUGCCCUCCCAAAGCUCGACUCGGAGGCAGUUGGCUUCUCCACCAAAUACAGCAAGAUUACCGACAACCCCGCCCUGGAACGGCGGAAGAAGGCGAUGCAGCUAGCGCGAAAUGUCGACCGACUGUCUGAUAUCCUAGAACUGCCGACCUUGCUGUCCUCUGCCGUCUCCGCAGCGUCUGCCAACUCCGGCGCCGGCGCCGCCUCUACCACCUAUUCCUCCGCUCUCGAUCUACACGCGCAUAUCAAACGACUUCAAACAUUAUACCCAGAUUCACCAUUAAUUCAAGAUGUGGUCGCACAGGCAGAGGAUGCGAUGAAGGAUAUGACAACCAACUUGAUUGCGGGGCUUCGGGCCCAGAACCUACGAUUAGCAGCUAGUAUGCGAACCGUGGGCUGGCUGCGACGAGUGGCUCCGGAUCUGGAGACUCUUCAGAGUGAGGGAACUGCCGGUACAGGAGAAGGAGCGCUGGGCGCCAUCUUUCUGAUCUGUCGACUGGCCCACCUGGUCUCGACCCUGGAGGCUCUGGACCCGCUCCGGGAACUUGCAGACCACGAAUCCCAAAGAAGAAUGAAGAGCAAGGACAAGUCCGAGGCCUGGUCGGAUGGCCAGCAAACCGACCGUUACUUGAAACGAUACAUUGAGAUCUUCCGAGAGCAGAGCUUCGCUAUCGUCUCGCUUUACAAGAACAUCUUCAGCUCCGAACAGUUUGAUUCGGAGCUGGCAGUAUCAGGUCUACGGGCUGCGGACAAAGCGCGAAAACAGUCCAGUCGACCAGAUGACCCCUUACAAAAACUCCCCUCAGCCCUCGCCACAUUCCCGAUGCACCUGGUGCAAUUACUUACCGAUACAAUGCGAACGUAUCUUCCCAAUGUCCGGGAUCGCAGCUCGCGAGAGUCUCUGCUUACGCAACUUCUGUACUGUGCAGCUAGCCUAGGGCGCCUGGGGGGCGACUUUAGCAUGAUUCUUACUGAGCUGAGCGGGGAAGAGAUCAACUACGAAUGGGAGGAAGUGAUGCGCAAGCACCGGGCGCUGGCAGGGCGGCUGGAGCAACUGACCAGCCGAGUAUCCGUGCACUAA